Trichosurus vulpecula (common brushtail) is the source of this 654-nucleotide messenger RNA. RefSeq names its product claudin 9 (gene CLDN9). Bases 1 to 654 code for a protein of 217 amino acids. The record is from RefSeq and is a predicted model, not a curated record. Gene Ontology annotation, molecular function: structural molecule activity. The transcript has a single exon. Gene Ontology annotation, biological process: bicellular tight junction assembly; cell adhesion. NCBI's taxonomy places the organism in Eukaryota, Metazoa, Chordata, Mammalia, Diprotodontia, Phalangeridae. Gene Ontology annotation, cellular component: plasma membrane; bicellular tight junction.
AUGGCUUCAGCUGGGCUGGAACUCUUGGGCCUGACUCUAGUGGUGUUGGGCUGGCUGGGGACCCUAGUAUCCUGUGCCCUGCCCCUGUGGAAGGUUACAGCCUUCAUUGGCAACAGCAUUGUGGUGGCCCAGGUGGUGUGGGAAGGCCUGUGGAUGUCCUGCGUGGUCCAGAGCACGGGGCAGAUGCAAUGCAAGGUGUAUGACUCCCUCCUGGCCCUGCCCCAGGACCUCCAGGCAGCUCGGGCCCUCUCUGUCAUUGCUCUGAUGCUUGCUUUGCUGGGUCUGCUGGUGGCUAUCACUGGAGCUCAGUGUACCACAUGUGUGGAAGAUGAGGUGGCCAAGGCAAGGAUUGUGCUGACCUCGGGGAUCAUCUUCCUCAUCUCGGGGAUCUUAGUCUUGAUCCCUGUGUGCUGGACAGCCCACGCCAUCAUCCAGGAUUUCUACAACCCCCUGGUGGCCGAAGCUCUGAAGAGGGAGCUGGGGGCUUCACUUUACCUGGGCUGGGCAGCUGCUGCCCUACUGAUGCUAGGGGGAGGACUGUUAUGCUGCACCUGUCCCCCACCUCAGCCUGACCGGCCUAGGGGACCCCAUCUGGGAUACUCUGCUGCCUCCCGAUCAGGGGCCUCCGGUUUGGAUAAGCGGGAUUAUGUGUGA